Oryzias latipes (Japanese medaka) is the source of this 3108-nucleotide messenger RNA. It is a transcript of the gene nkx2.7, whose product is annotated as NK2 transcription factor related 7. The record is from RefSeq and is a predicted model, not a curated record. Gene Ontology annotation, biological process: cell differentiation; regulation of transcription by RNA polymerase II. NCBI's taxonomy places the organism in Eukaryota, Metazoa, Chordata, Actinopteri, Beloniformes, Adrianichthyidae. Gene Ontology annotation, molecular function: DNA-binding transcription factor activity, RNA polymerase II-specific; RNA polymerase II cis-regulatory region sequence-specific DNA binding. Gene Ontology annotation, cellular component: nucleus.
UAUAAGAACUAAAUCUGUAAGGUGAGAAGACUAGAAGCUGUGCGCCCUGAGUGUCGGGGUGUUGCCCUGUGUUUCUUCUGGGGGCAGAUAACCAUCUUCCGUGUUCAUUAGCUGGACCCUUGAACCAUUCAGAUCUUCAGAAGUCUUCACUCAUCAGUCAGCAAAAGAGAGUUCCGUCCGGGAGCAUCAACAUCAUCAGCCCCCGCGCGCAAAGCACCUAACACAUCUAGUAAGGAUGCACCCGAGCUCCGCGACCUCGACGCCCUUCUCCGUCAGGGAUAUUCUGAGGCUGAACUACAGCAGCGACUGGGAGAACUGUUUUUGGAUGAGUGAGCAGGUUGUUCCAAUGCAGCACCAUCAGGAUGCUGCGUCUCCAAACUUCUACGACUGUCAGUCUGAGCAGAGCCUCCCUGGGAUGCAGGAGAAGAUGCGGGGUUCCAACUCAGCAGCAGCGGAAAAGGGUAUGAUCCGUGCUGACAGUCCACCCCACAGUGAGCAGGACCCUAAAAGCCGCGCCGGGCUGCACAGGAAGCCCCGCGUCCUCUUCUCUCAGUCACAAGUGUCCGAGCUGGAGAGGCGCUUCAGACAGCAGCGCUAUCUGUCCGCCCCGGAGAGAGAACACCUGGCCCACGUGCUCAAACUUACCUCCACGCAGGUUAAAAUCUGGUUUCAGAACAGGAGGUACAAAUGCAAGCGUCAGAGACAGGACAAGUCUCUGGAGUUAGCGGGGUACCCCUCGGCCCCGAGGCGCGUGGCGGUGCCGGUGCUGGUGAGGGAUGGGAGGCUGUGCAGCGCAGGGGCCCCGUCAGCCCCCUACAACGUGACUGUCGGACAUUACAACGCCGUGCUCGGCUGUGGGGGCAGUUUGUAUGACUGCGGCUGUCACAGUUACCUUUCGCCCCGCGUUUGUCCCACAACCAGGAUCUGACAAAUGAUAACGAGGGGCCCGUCUGCCACGGAGAGACCCACAUUUUCCACGGAGAUAUAUAAGCUGAAGAUGUUUUACAUAUUAAUGUAAAAUAUUUUGUGUGAAACUUUCAGCCAAAAUAAGAUCAAAGCUGAACCAUUUAAGACAUUUCUGUUGCAAAUUAUUUUAGUUUUUGCCAAUUUUGAAGUUCUUUUUUUGUCAAAUUUGAACAAAGUUUAAUGCCUCCUCAUUUUUUUAUUGAAAAAAAUAAGCUACCAGAUACUUUGGCAGAUAAUGGCACAGCUGAUCAGACACUACCAGUUUAGGAGCUGCAGCUUAUCAACGGCAGCAAUCAAGGGUUAAUGGAUGAAGUGACAUCUGACCUGACAACGCUGUUGUAUCAAACUGAGCUCAUUAUUGUCCCACUCUCAACCCUACUGAUAAGGCCAGAGAGUCCCGAAGCUUUGCUUGGUAAACAGUCCAGCAGACAGAGCGGCUCUUCUUCGCUCACAAACUUUCAAUCAAACGUGUCGGUAAAAGUCCCCUUCGCUCCAACGAGGAACGGAUUUACAGCUGAGAAAUGGAUAAAUACAAAAUAUACUCAAAGGACGAACUCCUGUCACCCUGAUUGUACCUUCACGACAUUAAAAAAAAAAGUUAGGAGGGAAGAGGAGAUGCAGCGGCAUCACAGCACAGAUAAGAAAAAAGCUGCAGACAGAGAGGAGUCCAACAGAUCAGAUAAUGAUGUGCGUGUGCGCGUGGGUUCCAGCAUGUGUUAAAGGUAGCAAGAAACAUAGAGCAAGUGUUUUGGGGGAAAAAGGACAUAUUCUAACCAUUUGAAUGACAUAAAUCUGUGCAGUUAAUGUUUUAACCGUGACUGAUAAACUAUCGCCUGUGCGUAAAAGUGCUAUUGGUGUGACGGAGGGAGGCGCGACUGCUUAUUCAUCCCCUUCAUUAGAUUUUCCUUAAUUGCAUGCCUUAAAAGCAGCACAAUAAGACAAAAUUCAAACGGAAAAUAAAAUUUAUGUAUAUGUUAGGAUGAUAUUUUCAUUCAAUUUGAAGGUGUUAAAGAAUGCGUAAAGCUGCAUUGAGAUUGAACAUUAUUUUCUCCUAUUUUUUCGGAAGCUUGCUCGAUCGUAUUGCUUUAAUUUAGCAGUUAUUUUAAAAUUUCUUUGCAAAUAAAAGUUGAAAAUCUGAAAGAGACCAUUUUUACCCUUCAAAUGUUUGAGAUUGAAAUAUUCUGUUGUUAUCAACCCACAAAAAAGUUCCUCCAGGACCAACAGAUCUUCGAGGAUCAUAACUGCAGGGUUCUGUUCUAUAGAUCAUAACUGCAGGGUUCUGUUCUAUAGCAACAAAGUGAAAUUGUGAACGGUUACAAACUUUUAUGCUUUUAGGUUUGUCAAGAAUUCAAUAAAUGAAAACUUCUGUAUGUGCAAUUUACAGAAAAAAGAAGAUUUGGCAAAAAUGAGAAAAGGGAUGACAUUUUUACAGUCUUUAAAGACAUGUUUACAGUUUUGUUAUGUGGGUCCAUUUAAAUACAGGAUGACGUGAUUGUGGAAGUUAGUGAAAGGACCAUUGUAUUUGAUUCAGAAAGAUUUGAAGUCAUGAUGCAUUUUAGUUUAGCUCUGUAAGCCCUGGAGUGCCUCUCUGAUUAUGUAGUGAUUGAGACAGCUGCAAAGAUGAUUUAAUGAUCCUGGUUCCACUGUCUGACACUGAACAAUGAAAAACCCCAACAAGCCUAAGACACUGUUGGCUUCAAGAGUCAAUAGGUUCAUACUACUAAUACUUCUACUAAUGUUAGAAAUGAUGUCAAUAACAAUGAAAUGGUGUUACAGGACAGGUCAGGUGUCUACAAUAGGCUUAAAGCGCCUUCUAGUGGUGAAUUAGGUGAAAAGUUACCCUUCAUGUAAAAUGAUAAGACAUUGGAUCAAAUAAAAUGUAUUGUACUAAAUUAAAUCGCGUAAAAACAAAAAUAUGGUUCAAUUGGAUACAUCCAAAGGAAAAGCAACUAGAAAAGAAAUACACUCCUCUUGGUGAAAUACAUUUGAAUUUGGAAAAUGCUUUUAUAACAAUUUGAAAUUGAGAGCACUCAAUGUUUUUAACCUUAAACCAUGAAAAUCGUUUCGAUUAUCUCAAUUAAAAAGGAUCUAUUCAAAAAUUUUGACUAAUUUAAAAUCACAAAAAGACAAUUUACAGAGGGA